CCAUAAUCAAUGCUUCGCACCAGCGCCUUGUCGCCUACACCAUGACCCGGUUUCGCCCUUGCAUUGAUCUGCAUGCUGGCCAAGUCAAGCAAAUCGUAGGCGGGACCCUCAGUAUACGCGAGUCUGACCUGAAGACGAAUUACAUCUCGUCCCAUCCAGCAGGCUAUUUCGCCCAACUAUACCGCGAUGCGGAUCUUCUCGGCGCGCAUGUAAUCAUGCUUGGACCAGGUAAUGAGGCCGCUGCGAAGGAGGCACUCGCCGCAUGGCCUGGCCAUCUGCAGGUCGGAGGUGGCAUUACUGAUGCCAAUGCAAAGGAAUGGAUCGACGCUGGUGCUGAAAGGGUCAUCAUAACUUCAUUCCUCUUCCCCAACGGCCGGUUCUCGUUGGAACGCUUAAAAUCUGUGCUGUCAUCCCUGGGUAACGAUACGUCCAAACUCGUCAUCGAUCUCAGCUGCAGACGGAAGGGCGACACAUGGUUCGUUGCGAUGAACAAGUGGCAGACUAUUACGGAAAUGGAGAUUACCAAAGAAAGCAUCUCCAUGCUCGAGCCAUACUGCUCCGAGUUUCUCAUACAUGCCGCCGAUAAUGAAGGUCUCCAACAAGGUAUCGACACCGAUCUCAUCCGCAGGCUGGCCGAGUGGUGCACUAUCCCCGUGACAUACGCUGGCGGCGCGCGGACAAUCGAAGACCUCGACCUUGUGAAACAGUGUAGUGACGGCAAAGUCGACUUGACCAUUGGCAGUGCCUUGGACGUGUUCGGUGGCAGUGGCGCCAAACUCGAGGAUUGUGUAAAGUGGAAUCAGGACAAUGCCAAUUGAGUAUCAUCAAAAUGUUCACUUUUCCGUGUCCUCAUUUCAGGCGACUGAACAUGAUUGAG
Exophiala xenobiotica is the source of this 877-nucleotide messenger RNA. RefSeq names its product 1-(5-phosphoribosyl)-5-[(5-phosphoribosylamino)methylideneamino] imidazole-4-carboxamide isomerase. NCBI's taxonomy places the organism in Eukaryota, Fungi, Ascomycota, Eurotiomycetes, Chaetothyriales, Herpotrichiellaceae. The record is from RefSeq and is a predicted model, not a curated record. Gene Ontology annotation, molecular function: 1-(5-phosphoribosyl)-5-[(5-phosphoribosylamino)methylideneamino]imidazole-4-carboxamide isomerase activity. Gene Ontology annotation, biological process: L-histidine biosynthetic process; L-tryptophan biosynthetic process. The transcript has 3 exons. The coding region runs from base 42 to 818 and encodes 258 amino acids. Gene Ontology annotation, cellular component: cytoplasm.